ACAAUUUAAAUUGGAAAUUUUUGGAAAACUACCAUUGAACACAACAACAGAAACGCAAACAAAAAAUUGUUGAAAAUUUUUUUGUUAAAUUAUAUUUUCCUGCAUGACGCACAAUUGUUGAUGAAAUUGUUAUGUAAUGAGAUACGACGUCCAGGAGCUGCUACUUCAUCAGUCUGCUGAGGAUCCAUUCGCUAGGUUUGCAAAUGGGAUGGCAUAUCAUCCAUUUCUGCAGCUAUCGCAAAGACCCACUGACUUCAGCGUCUCGUCGCUGUUGACGGCGGGUAGCAACAGCAAUUCGACAGUCAACAACAACAACAACAACAGCAGCAACAACAACAACAGCAACAACAGCAACAGCAACAACAAUCACAGCAAUAACAAUAAUAUUAGCGGCGGCGGCGGCGCUGUUGCUCAGGGUUCGCCGUCUCAGUUAUCGCCCCAAAGUAAUCAUAGUAAUCACAACAACAACAACAAUAACAACAGCACCAAUAAUAAUAAUAACAAUAAUAAUAACAACAACAGUAAGUCACAUUUGACCACCACCGAACCGAAUUCACCAGCCUCAUCACCGCCGCCGCUGCCACCGUUGCCGCCGUUGCCGCCUUCAUUAGCAUCAUCAUCAUCAGCAUCAUCAGCGUCAUCAUCGACAACAACAACAGCAGCAACAUCAUCAGCGUCAUCAUCAGCAUCAGCAUCGGUACCGCCUGCGCCUAUCUCAGCACCUGCAUCAUCAUCAUCUACAACAGUACCGCAUCCCGCGCAACAACAUUCACCCAGCAUUGGCCCCGUGCCAGUGGGUCAAAAUCUGCAUCCACCACCGCCACAUUUAGCUGGGCCACCGCCGCAGCAGCAACAACAACAACAACAACAGCCACCACCUCCACCGUAUUUUCCCGCCGCUGCAUUGGCCGCAUUGGCUGGCAGUCCGGCUGGACCACAUCCUGGUCUAUAUCCCGGAGGCGGUUUACGUUUCCCGCCACAUCCUGCACAUCCACAUCCGCACGCCCAUCAUCCAUUGGGAACGGCCUAUACAACAGCUGAAGACGUGGUCCUCGCCUCGGCUGUCGCCCAUCAGUUGCACCCGGCAAUGCGACCAUUGCGCGCUCUCCAACCCGAGGACGAUGGCGUUGUCGAUGAUCCCAAGGUGACGCUCGAGGGCAAGGAUUUGUGGGAGAAAUUUCAUAAGCUCGGCACCGAAAUGGUCAUCACCAAAAGCGGCAGACAAAUGUUUCCGCAAAUGAAAUUUCGUGUUUCGGGACUGGAUGCCAAGGCUAAAUACAUACUGCUACUGGACAUCGUUGCGGCGGAUGAUUAUCGUUAUAAAUUUCAUAAUAGUCGUUGGAUGGUCGCUGGUAAAGCGGAUCCUGAAAUGCCAAAACGCAUGUAUAUUCAUCCAGAUUCACCCACAACGGGUGAGCAAUGGAUGCAAAAAGUUGUUUCAUUUCACAAAUUAAAAUUGACCAACAAUAUUAGUGAUAAACAUGGAUUUGUAAGUACUACCAUAUUGAACUCAAUGCAUAAGUAUCAGCCGCGCUUUCAUUUGGUGAGGGCCAACGAUAUACUGAAGCUACCGUAUUCCACGUUUCGCACUUAUGUUUUCAAGGAGACGGAAUUUAUAGCCGUAACUGCAUAUCAAAAUGAAAAGAUAACUCAAUUGAAAAUUGACAACAAUCCCUUUGCAAAGGGUUUUCGUGAUACUGGAGCUGGCAAGAGGGAAAAGAAUUGUUACAGGCAAGCUCUGAUGUCGAAUCGAGGGUCCGAUUCGGACAAAUUGAAUCCCACACAUGUGAGCAGCUCCCGGGCCCCAUUGCACUUGGGGCAUGCUGGAAGACCGCCUCAUCUGCAUCCCCAUGCUGCUGCUUUGCUGGACAAUCAGCAAGACGAUGAUGACAAGCUGCUGGAUGUCGUUGGACCGCCUCAGAGUCCGCUGUUGCCUUUGAGCCAUUCGCUGCAACAGAUGCAUGCGCAUCAGCAUUCGGCUCUGGCCGCCUGGUUUAAUCAUUUGGCUGGUGCUGGAGCCGGUGAGCAUGCGGCUGCAGCUAAUGCCAGUGCGGAGGAAGCAUUGCGCAGACGUCUGCAGGCCGAUGCGGAUGUGGAGCGGGAUGGCAGCGAUUCCAGUUGCUCGGAGAGUGUCGGCGGUAGUACCGGCGGCGCAUUCCGGCCCACAUCGACGGGCAGCCCCAAGGAGGGAGUGGGCGCGGCAGCAGCUGCAGCAGCCGCUGGAUUGCAGCCCGGCAGUAGUUAUCCCUCGCCAAAUAUUUCAGUGGGACCACCGAUACACCCAUCGCCGCAUCUGUUGCCUUACCUCUAUCCGCACGGACUGUAUCCGCCGCCGCAUCUCGGCCUGCUGCAUAAUCCGGCUGCAGCGGCAGCCAUGAAUCCGGCUGGCCUCAAUCCGGGCUUGCUGUUCAAUGCCCAGCUGGCCCUAGCCGCCCAACAUCCGGCUCUGUUUGGUCAUGCCUACGCGGCAGCGGGCCACACACCAGUGUCCCCGCUUCAGGGGCUCAAGAGUCAUCGCUUUUCGCCGUACAGCCUGCCCGGAAGUCUGGGCUCGGCCUUUGAUGCCGUCACCCCUGGAUCAAAUGCAAAUCGCAGCGGCGGCUGCGGUGAUUCAGCCCCGCCACAGCCACCAGCUGGCCUAAUGGGUCAAUCGAGUGCCGGAGCCGGUCUAGAGAAUGGACCGCGUAGCCUUAGUUCAAGCCCCAGGCCGAGGGCCUCAUCGCAUUCGCCACCAACCAGGCCCAUAUCAAUGUCCCCGACGACACCGCCGUCGCUCUUGAAGCGUCAGUCGCAGCACUCCCCCUCGGAGCUAAAGAGCAUGGAAAAGAUGGUCAAUGGUUUGGAAGUCCAACACAAUGGCAGUGCCGCUGCCCUUCUGGCGGAAGAAUCAGCCGCGGCGGCAGCAGCAGCAGCAGCAGCGGGACAAAUGCAUCAUCAUACCCAUCCGCAUCAUACACAUCAACAUCCGCAUUCGCAUCCGCAAUCAAAUACAAUUACGGAUCAGUGACAAUUACUGGACGGUCGCUCCGAUUGUGAGGAGGGCGGCCUAGAUCUAGACUUGGAGGAUGACAUUAUCGAUGAUAAUGAAAACGAUGACAAUGAUGAUGAGCAGGAUCGCAGUUCGGUCAUUGAUCUGGAUGUCGAUGUCUGACCGCAAACGGAGCAGCUGCAGCAUCUCUAGCAGCAUUCCUUGAUCCUGGUUUAGUAAAUUUCUCGAAUUUAGUUGCCGCAAAUAAAAGUGCUAACAAGUUUUCUCAAUGUAAAUAGGACUAACCCUCCUCCUUCCCCAUCCCGCCACACCCACCCUUACACACUGGCACA
Drosophila willistoni is the source of this 3321-nucleotide messenger RNA. It is a transcript of the gene bi, whose product is annotated as optomotor-blind protein. Bases 137 to 3007 code for a protein of 956 amino acids. Gene Ontology annotation, molecular function: RNA polymerase II cis-regulatory region sequence-specific DNA binding; DNA-binding transcription factor activity, RNA polymerase II-specific. Gene Ontology annotation, biological process: positive regulation of DNA-templated transcription; regulation of transcription by RNA polymerase II; cell fate specification. Gene Ontology annotation, cellular component: nucleus. The transcript has 7 exons. Lineage: Eukaryota; Metazoa; Arthropoda; Insecta; Diptera; Drosophilidae. The record is from RefSeq and is a predicted model, not a curated record.